CCGGUGAACCCAGGCAUUCCAGCGGCCUGAGUCCGCAUCGCCUAGAUCCCUGAUUCAGGACGCAGGUGGCAGACCCUCCCAGCCGCCAACACGGCCCCACUCCUAGGCCGCCGAAGUCCAGCCGGGGGCUUUCCCAUAUUUUUCAGAUGGCCCGUCUCCUCCUCUCAUCUCCUCUUCCCUCUCCCCUCCUCCACUCGGUCUCAGUUCCUCUGUUUCUGUGUCUCACUCUCCGCCCCCAGCUCCUCCCUGUUCCUCCUCUCUUCUCCCCUCCUCUUCCUCCCCGGCUCCCCUCCCCCAGCCUCCCUCCCUCGCUCCCCCCCUUCUCCCUCCUCCCUCCUCCCUCUCUCUCACACACACCCCCGCUUGGGCCUCCUCUCUCUCUCCGGCUCCAUUUUCUCCGCCGCCGGGGGCCGGGGUCUCCUGUGGGGGGCCCAGCCGGUACCCCAGGUCUCCCUUCAGUGCCGGGGUGAACCCCCGGGGGAGCCGGGAGCCGGGGGCAGACGGGCGGGGGUUGGGGCGGAGGGAGCAGCGGCCCCAGCGAGUUUGGGGGGAGAAGUAACCAGGCGGGGGGAGGGGCGGAGCAGGGAGGGGGCCUCAGGGCCCCCCCCCAGCUAUGGACGAGCGGCUACUGGGGCCGCCCCCUCCAGGCGGGGGCCGGGGGGGCCUGGGAUUGGUGGGUGGGGAGCCUGGGGGCCCUGGCGAGCCUCCCGGUGGCGGAGACCCCGGUGGGGGUAGCGGGGGGGUCCCGGGAGGCCGAGGGAAGCAAGACAUCGGGGACAUUCUGCAGCAGAUAAUGACCAUCACCGACCAGAGCCUGGACGAGGCCCAGGCCAAGAAACACGCCCUAAACUGCCACCGAAUGAAGCCUGCUCUCUUUAGCGUCCUGUGUGAAAUCAAGGAGAAAACCGGCCUCAGCAUUCGGAGCUCCCAGGAGGAGGAGCCGGUGGACCCACAGCUGAUGCGCUUGGACAACAUGCUUCUGGCAGAGGGUGUGGCUGGGCCCGAGAAAGGGGGUGGCUCAGCAGCAGCAGCUGCAGCUGCUGCAGCCUCUGGGGGCGGCGUGUCCCCUGACAACUCCAUCGAACACUCGGACUAUCGCAGCAAACUUGCCCAGAUCCGUCACAUAUACCACUCGGAGCUGGAGAAGUAUGAGCAGGCAUGUAAUGAGUUCACGACCCAUGUCAUGAACCUGCUGAGGGAGCAGAGCCGCACCAGGCCCGUGGCCCCCAAAGAGAUGGAGCGCAUGGUGAGCAUCAUCCAUCGAAAGUUCAGUGCCAUCCAGAUGCAGCUGAAGCAGAGCACCUGUGAGGCCGUGAUGAUCCUGCGUUCCCGUUUCCUGGAUGCCAGACGAAAGCGCCGUAACUUCAGCAAACAGGCCACUGAGGUCCUAAAUGAGUAUUUCUACUCCCACCUGAGUAACCCAUAUCCUAGUGAGGAGGCCAAGGAGGAGCUUGCCAAGAAGUGUGGCAUCACCGUGUCUCAGGUAUUAUGGAGGUUUCGGGAGGAGUUGUCAGGCAAAGUGCACACAUCUCAGCUAGGUGCAGUGGUCUCCAACUGGUUUGGCAACAAGAGGAUUCGCUAUAAGAAAAAUAUCGGAAAGUUCCAAGAGGAGGCAAACAUCUAUGCUGUCAAGACCGCCGUGUCAGUCACCCAGGGGGGCCACAGCCGCACCAGCUCCCCGACACCCCCUUCCUCUGCAGGCUCUGGCGGCUCUUUCAAUCUCUCAGGAUCUGGAGACAUGUUUCUGGGGAUGCCUGGGCUCAACGGAGAUUCCUAUUCUGCUUCCCAGGUCAGCUUCCUCUGCUGCCUGCAGGUGGAAUCACUCCGACACUCGAUGGGGCCAGGGGGCUAUGGGGAUAACCUCGGGGGAGGCCAGAUGUAUAGCCCACGGGAAAUGAGGGCAAAUGGCAGCUGGCAGGAGGCUGUGACCCCCUCUUCAGUGACAUCCCCAACGGAGGGACCAGGGAGUGUUCACUCUGAUACCUCCAACUGAUCUUGCCCCUCAGGGUCACAGGGGUGGGGGCUCUCACAAGGCGACUCUCGAAGAGGACGCAGGCUUCCAGAGGACAAACCCCAAUACAGGAGAAGCACAAGACAGAGAAGGGCCAAUGGGGUCAUCCCCUCCCUAACAAGCUCUGUGCUGGGGGUGCUAAUUACAUGGCAGGAAGAAUGGGGCCUCUAAGGGGAGUGUGGGGUCUGUCUCUCCCUUUUUUCCAUCUUUUUCCUCUCCCGCUUGCUUUCUUACACAGAAACAUACACAUACCCAGAAACCUAUUUCUCAGACCCCUUUUUCUCCUGUGUCUUUCUCUCUCCCUCUCCCACACCUCACACACACAUACUCCCACUUGCAACUAUUCUGUUUCUCUCUCUGGGCUCCCCGACUUUCCCUUCCCCACCCCACUUAUAUGCUCUGGAAUCUGUGGAGACGCCAGCCCUGCCCAAUCAGAGAUGCCAAAAAUGGGGACAUGACUUCUGGACAGAGGACAUGGGCCACGCCCCCAUGCAUCCCCACCCCUGCCCUCCAGACGGCUUACUUACCUCAUAUGCAGCUCAUCUUAAACCAAUAGAAUCGCUCGGUGGACGAGAGUGUCUGACUCAGAUAUCUACCUCGGAGGGAGUUUCUGCUACUUUAGGGAAUUAUUGACUGGGCUUUGGGGUUGAACGUUUUUCUUUUUUUUAAAGAAAGAAAAAGAAACCCUGGGAUCCAUCUGUUUUUUUGUUGUUGUUGUUUUUGUUAUUGGUGGUGGUGGUGGUGGUGGUGGUGGUUCUUAAUUUUUAAUUUAGUUUGGGGAAGUAGCUUGUUUUUUUUUUUAUAAAUAUGUUGAUUUCUUGUCUUUUUUUUUUAUUUCUUACGUUCCCAUAUUAGGGGUGAUAAGCCAAAGGGGUCCUGGUAAGAGAAAGGGGGACAAACAGAACUGGUAAAGAGGCCGCCCUGGCUCCAGGCCUGUCCAUCAGGAAGUAAAUUUUACAGGGCACCAAGCUUUGCCCCCUAAAAUCCCUUAGGUGUUCUUUGCUCAUGCAGGCAGCUUUCUGCCGCAUUUGAUGUGGAGGCAGUGAAGGGCUUGCCCUGCUGGCCUCUCAUCCCCCUUCUUCCCACAACCCUUGGGCAGGGCUGGACUCAGUAAUUUUGAGGAAAUCGAAGAUGCCAUCUUCCCCUGUGAGUGACAUGUCUUUAAUUUUUUUAAAAACUACUAUUUGAAAAUUGGAGGGGGAAGAAUGGGAAGGGAGUUAUUGCCAAAUAUGUUAAAUAUGGGUUGGGGUGCUUGUAUAUGUAUCUUCCUCAAUUUCCCCAGAAAUGAGGUAUCUUUUUGUCACACCAAAAUCAAGGGGUAGGGAGAGGGAGGAGGUUGCAAAAAGCCAGAUGUGGGGGAAAAGUAACAUCAACACUGUCCCAUCCUCAGCCCUGAACCCUACCAUCUGAUCCCCUCAGACAUUCUCAGGAUUUUACAAGACUGUCAGAGUGGGGAACCCCUCCCGUUAAAGAUCCGGGCAGGACUGGGGACAGGUUGGAAGUGUGAUGGGUGGGGGGGUGGGAGGCAUGGGCCGGGGGCAGUUCUCUCCUCACUUGUAAACUUGUGUAGUUUCACAGAAAAAAAACAAAAUGCAGUUUUAAAUAAAGAAAUUUCUUUUUUCCCUGG
Messenger RNA from Symphalangus syndactylus (siamang), 3638 nucleotides. RefSeq names its product PBX homeobox 2 (gene PBX2). Gene Ontology annotation, biological process: regulation of DNA-templated transcription. The record is from RefSeq and is a predicted model, not a curated record. Gene Ontology annotation, molecular function: DNA-binding transcription factor activity, RNA polymerase II-specific; DNA binding. Lineage: Eukaryota; Metazoa; Chordata; Mammalia; Primates; Hylobatidae. Gene Ontology annotation, cellular component: nucleus.